AUGUAUUGCAUGUAUAUAUCAUUGGAAGAUCGAGAAUUUUGUGGAGAGCAUGUUCACAUUGAUUUGAGAAAUAUUGACCAAUUGGAGGAUUGUAUUCAUGAAUUGAAUACAUGUAUGAAGCCUCCACACAAUCAAGAGGAAAGAAUUAUUAGAGUUUUUCAAAUUACGGAUGCUCAUUUAGGUCCAUAUAUGAGUUUAGAAAAAUUGAGAAGAAUUUGCAAUCAUGUUGUGAAACGUGAGCAUGAAAUUGAUUUGGUCAUCAUUACAGGAGAUAUGGAAACAUUUGAAACACAUCAUGAUGAACAUGCUUUGAGAAUUGCGUUAGAACCUUUAAAGAAAAUUUCAGAAAAAGUAGUUGCAUGUUUGGGAAAUCAUGACUAUGAAGUGUUGGACAAGAUCAGAAAUGCAUUUAAAGAAAAUAAUAUUCGACUAUUGGAGGAUGAACAGCAUGUGAUACCAAUUAAAAGAUGGCACGCAUUACGUGGAAGAAAUGAACACACUGAUGACCAUUCAGGCCAUCUCGUCCAAAUUGUCGGAAGUGUUUACAAAUUUGCAGGCAUGCGAGAAUCAAGAGCUCAUAUUCAAGAAUUAUGUUCAAAAUUUCCAAGAAUAUCAUCAGAUAUUCCACGAUUGUUCCUCAUUCACAAUCCCUUAAUACUGAACUACAUGCCAAUCGAAGAAAAAGGUACAAUGAUAUUUAGUGGCCAUUAUCAUGGUGGACAGAUUGGAGUGACUUUCAAACGUCUCACCUUUUUCAAAGUAUUGCACUUUCUCAUUCGUCGAGUCAUGAAAAUUGAUGUUCCACAUUUCAGACUACGAGCACCGGAUCAAGGUUUCUAUGGACGAGGACAGGUAAGACUCUACUCGCAUCGUGGAACAGGUCAUGGCUUUCCAUUACGAAUGGCCAUUCGUACAGAGCAAUCCCUCAUUCACUUGUAUUAUUAA
Messenger RNA from Naegleria fowleri, 945 nucleotides. RefSeq lists its product as uncharacterized. The record is from RefSeq and is a predicted model, not a curated record. Lineage: Eukaryota; Heterolobosea; Eutetramitea; Acrasida; Naegleriidae. Gene Ontology annotation, molecular function: hydrolase activity. The transcript is spliced from 2 exons. Bases 1 to 945 code for a protein of 314 amino acids.